UGAAAGGGGGGACUUGGAGUUGCUGAGGCCCCUUGAGUGCCAGCACGAUGGUUUGAAGCGGUGGCAACGCGCACGCCCGGGAAAACAGAUAUGAAGCACUGUGCCCUGUAGUCUUUAUUUUGCUGGUUCUCACCACUGGAGGAUGGCUGCUGUACCCUGUGAAAAUUGUUCUGGUUGGUACCACUAUACACAAGUCAACCAACCUCUUGAAAUCAGCUGCAUGUUGCUCCUUAUUAUGCUUGGAAAAGUGUUCCUUGAUCUCUUCAUAUUGCAGGUUAAACAGAAAAAUGUGAAAGUUAGUUUUAUGGGAUACUUUUGUGUUUCACUAGCGCUUCUUGAUUUCACACUGCUGAUGAGCAUAGCUUUCAUUUUGUAUUUUGAGGACUUUGCACUUUGGGGUGUAAGAUUUACCGAAUACCACAUCUGUCUGUUCACUCAGGUAAUUUCUCUUACGUAUGGUAUUUUGCAUUACCCAGUGUAUCUUGUGGCUGUUCUGGAUUAUUAUGUGACUAUAGCCCGAACCUCUCUCUUUCCUAAAAGAGGUCAAAGAUUAUUUUAUGUAUUUGUUGUGGUUUUUAUAUGGAUUUCAGGGUUUUCUUGUAUUCUGAAAGUUCCUGCUAUCUCUGAAGAACUAGAACGUCAGAAACACUUUUCUCCUUAUCAGUGUCCUUUCUAUGUCAGUGUGCAGAGCUACUCAGUCUCAUUUGCCAUGCUGCUUCUCAUAGGCAUGGCUCUUGUGGCUUGCUGGAAGGAAGUUUUAAUGAUGCUACUGUCUGUCAGGAUAGUUUCCUUUGCCAGUCAGCCUGUUCUGAUGUUCUCAUAUGCAUCUGAAAACAACGGCACUUGCUGUAGGCGGCAGCUUCUGACCAGACUUCUCAUCUGUUUUCUUGGCACUUGGGCACCUUUUGUUCUUCUUCAAAUUAUCAUUUUGUCUCUUGGUGCUCAGAUUCCAGCCUACAUGGAGAUGAAUGUCCCCUGGCUAUACUUCAUCAACAGCUUCCUUAUUGCAGUAGCAUACUGGUUUCGAUGUCAUGAUGUUGAAUUGACAGAGGAGAUAUGGUCUACAGAUCCAUUUGUCAGCUGGAAAUUCUGCUUUACGCCAUUUAACAAUGAAAAUACAGAGCCAGCUGAAAAGCCAGGCACAGUAAUUGUAAUCUGUUAACGAGCUGCUGACUGAAAAGACUGCAAAUAAGUGCUGUACAACAGAAGUGUGUUUAGUGCUCUGACAUUCCAUGUCCUUCUGGAUAGUACAAAGAAACGCUCCUGAGCUACAAUCUCUGGAAAGAAGUCUAACAUUCACCAAUAUUGUAAUGAAUAUCCCACCAUAAUGCAGGACACUGCACAUUUCCUCACUAGUUCUUGCACUGGAGGUGCUUGCUGCACACUACAGAAUUAAAGUCUGGAUUUAAGACCCUGCUCUUAAAAAACAAGUUUUCAGCUGAAUUUUGUUUCUUACUGGUCUCUGACGCUUGCUUUAAACAGAGUAAUCUCAGGUUUUAUAGUAUACAAUGCAAUAAAGUUUUCUAGACUGGAGACCUUAUCAGUUAUGUUUACGUGUUACCUACUGUCAAAGGCUCAAGCAAGUUCUGUGGCUUGCACUUUCUUGUUAAAGUGUGACUUUUCUCAGUUUGAUUUAAAUUAAGUUUUCUUGUCUGUUUUAAGGGGGAUACCUUGUUUUAGUUAAUGUAAAGCUACAACUCCUGCAAAAAUAAAUGCAAACUUUGUUUA
Messenger RNA from Struthio camelus australis, 1728 nucleotides. The record is from RefSeq and is a predicted model, not a curated record. NCBI's taxonomy places the organism in Eukaryota, Metazoa, Chordata, Aves, Struthioniformes, Struthionidae.